UAGUGGUGCACGUACUGUUAGCAGAGCCCGGUCAGUUUGAAAACGGAGUGUCAAAGCGCGCGUGAGCGAGAGCUCUGCUUACAUACAAUAAGUUUUGUUUCCCGGGAUGGAUGAAGUGUCUUCUGGGACAAUCUUUUCAAAGCGAGCGCAGCAAGAGUUGUACCAAAGUAGUUUGACAUGAGCGCAACGAGGCUUCUAUCUGUCCGUACCUAGUAGCGACUACGGAUCCUACACGUGUAAGGUCAGCUUCACGAGGACUGAAGUCUGUCGGGUGAGAUUGUCUCUCUAGACGUCGGACACCCCCGUCAUCGAGCGCCAUGAACGACUCGGUGAGUGGCGAAAAGACGCCCGCGUGCUUCUCCAUUAACAACCCGCCCUUCAACUUUACGCGCCAGAUCGUCUCCGCCUACUACUCCGGCAUCUUCAGUUGCCUGGGCCUCAGCUCCAACCUCUUCGCCCUGGGGGUGCUGGUGAAGUCGUACCGUCGCACCCAGAGCCGUUCACGCUCCUCCUUCCUCAUCUUCCUCCUGGGCCUGGUGCUGACCGACUUCAUGGGCCUGCUGGUGACCGGCUCCAUCGUGGUCUCCUUCCACGUGACCCACUUCAACUGGCGCCAGCUGGACCCCCGCUGCCACUUCUGCAACUUCAUGGGCAUGUCCAUGGUCUUCUACGGCCUGUGCCCGCUCCUCCUGGGGGCCACCAUGGCCAUCGAGCGCUUCGUGGGCAUCAACCGGCCCUUCGCCCGGUCCGCCAACGUCUCCCGGUCGCGGGCGUGGUCCAUGCUGGGGAUGGUGUGGGUGACGGCGGGCUGCGUGGGCCUGCUGCCCCUCCUCGGCCUGGGGAGCUACCACAUGCAGAUGCCCGGGUCCUGGUGCUUCUUCAACAUCAGCUCCCGUCCCCUGGACUUGAGCUUCAGCCUGCUGUUCUCGCUGAUGGGGCUGGUGUGUUUGGCGGUGUCCUUCGUGCUCAACACGGUCAGCGUGGUGACUCUGCUGCGGGUCUGCUGCGGACAGGAAGCGGCCAGCCGCCGCAGGGACCACGAGGUGGAGAUGAUGGUGCAGCUCAUCGGGAUCAUGAUCAUCACCUCCAUGUGCUGGGCGCCCUUGCUGGUCUUCAUUGUACAGACUGUGCUCUCGGGCAGCAGCCUUAAGGUCAGUUACCUCCUGCUCUGGAUCCGUUUCGACUGGAACCAGAUCCUGGACCCCUGGGUCUACAUCCUGUUCCGUCGUUCCGUCCUGAAGCGCGUGUACCCCCGGCUGGACUGGUCCCGCGGGUCAAUCAUGACCCUGUACCCGGGAAUCACCGCCUCCCUGCGGAGGUUAACCCGCUCUUCCCUGGGGAGCGGCGUCAGCAAGACCGAGGAGAGCGGGGCCCUGGGGUCGGGCGAGUCGCCCACUUCCCUCCAGCCGAUCCCACAUACACCCUGAGCCCCGGCCGGCAAAGGCACCCUCAACCGCCCAACAAACCGCGUGUCUCAGCCCAAGCCCUUCAGCUAUCCCCCCUUCACCAACCCACACCACUCCUGGUACACACACAUUGUCAUCGUUUGGCUGAGUUCGCUGAUUUAG
This is a messenger RNA of Conger conger (European conger), 1568 nucleotides long. It is a transcript of the gene tbxa2r, whose product is annotated as thromboxane A2 receptor. Gene Ontology annotation, molecular function: thromboxane A2 receptor activity. Gene Ontology annotation, biological process: positive regulation of blood pressure; positive regulation of vasoconstriction; inflammatory response. Gene Ontology annotation, cellular component: plasma membrane. Lineage: Eukaryota; Metazoa; Chordata; Actinopteri; Anguilliformes; Congridae. The record is from RefSeq and is a predicted model, not a curated record.